This is a messenger RNA of Labrus mixtus (cuckoo wrasse), 2831 nucleotides long. RefSeq names its product E3 ubiquitin-protein ligase TRIM21-like. The record is from RefSeq and is a predicted model, not a curated record. The transcript is spliced from 2 exons. Gene Ontology annotation, molecular function: protein binding; zinc ion binding. NCBI's taxonomy places the organism in Eukaryota, Metazoa, Chordata, Actinopteri, Labriformes, Labridae. Bases 111 to 1778 code for a protein of 555 amino acids.
CUGAAACACUUCCUUGUUCAAAAGUGCGAAACUGAAACUGCUGUGAGUCUCUGAGGAUUCACGAACCAGGACCUUCAGGCUGUUCUUUUCAUCGUUUUCAGUGUGUCGUCAUGUCGGCUACCGGCUGUGUUCUGUUUGAGGAGCAGUUUCUGUGCUGCAUCUGUUUGGAUGUUUUCAAUGAUCCAGUCACCAUCCCUUGUGGACACAACUUCUGCAAAAUGUGCAUCACGCAGAACUGGACCGUUAACAACGCACAGUACCGUUGUCCUAUGUGUAAAAAAGAAUUUAAAACCAGACCUGAGCUGUCCGUCAACACGUUCAUAUCUGAGAUGGCUGCUGAGUUCAAACAGUCUGCUGGGAAAAAAAACCAAAGAGAAUUAGUGAUAAAAGCUGCCAGACCUGGAGAAGUCUCCUGUGACGUCUGCACUGGAACCAAACUGAAGGCCAUGAAGUCGUGUUUGACAUGUUUAGCCUCCUACUGUGGGAUCCACAUAGACUCUCAUAUGGCCACUGAUUCCCUUAAGAGACAUCUGCUGACCGAUCCUGUGGGGAACAUGGAGGCCAGGAUGUGUCCAAAGCACAAAAAGACACUGGAGCUGUUCUGUACGACUGAUCAGAUCUGUGUGUGCGCUCACUGCACAUGUUCAGAACAUGUGGGUCACAAAAUGUCGUCUCUGAAAGACGAAUUUGAAGCAAAGAAGGCCAAGCUGGAGCAGGUAGACGCUGACAUUCAGCAGAUGAUCCAAGAGAGAAAACAAAAGAUCGGUCAAAUGAAACUUUUAAAAACACACAGUAAGAACGACGCAGAGAGCGAGAUAGCCGACGGCGUCCGCAUCUUCACACUCCUGAUGCAGACCGCGGAGAAAAGCCUGAACGAUCUCAUCGAGACGAUUGAAGAGAGGCAGAAGACGAUGGAGCGAGAGACGGACGGUUUCAUCCAGAAACUGGAACAAGAAAUCUCUGCGCUGAUGAAGAGAACUGCUGAGACCAGGAAGCUCACAAGCUCUCAGGACCAUCUUCUCCUCCUGCAGACCUACAGAUCCAUGACCUCUGACCCCAGCACCAAGAACUCCACUGAAGUCAGCGUCUGCCCCCCGGACUACCAGGGCACUGUGGUGAAAGCUGUGGCUGAGCUGGAGGAGAUUUUAAGCAGAGAGAAGCAGCAGCUGCUCCAUGAGGCCAGCCUGAAGAGGGCUCAGCGGUACCCGGUCGAUGUGGUUCUUGACCCUCAUUCAGCCAAUCUGUGGCUCGUCCUGUCUGAUGAUAACAAACAGGUGAGGUAUGAUGAGGUGAGGAGGGAGCUGCCUGACAACCCACACAGAUUCUCUCAUUAUGCCAACGUCGUAGCACAGCAGAGUUUCUCUUCAGGACGGUUUUACUACGAGGUCCAGGUGACCGGGAAGACAAACUGGACUCUGGGACUGGUCAAGGAGUCGGGCAACAGGAAAGGAAUUAUCCCAUUAAGCCCAGGGCACGGAUACUGGUCUAUGGGCUUAAGGAAUGGAAACCAGUACCUGAUUCUCUCCAGCCCUGUUGUCAGCCUCAGCCUGGACUCCCAGCCCCAGAGGGUGGGAGUGUUUGUGAGCUACGAGGAGGGGCUGGUCUCCUUUUAUGACGUGGAUUCUGCGGUUUGUCUCUACUCCUUCACGGGCUGCAGCUUCACAGAGACACUCCGUCCUUUCUUCAGUCCUGGUCUUUCUUACGGAGGAGCGAACUCUGCCCCCCUGAUCAUUUUACCUCUCAGAAUAACUGAUUCAAGUGUUUCAUUUAGUUUAUAAAAAUAUUUUAUUUUUAUUUUUAGUCGAGGAAAUCAAAUGUUGUUGCAUUGUGUGUAUAUAUGAGGUCUUUUUGAAUUUCCAUCAGGAUCAAUACACUAUUUAUUUAUCCAUCUAUCUAUUGCUGGGGGUGUGGAGUCAUACCCAAAAACUGUAAAUAUUACUGGACGAAGCAUGAGUGACCAUCUGUUCCUGCAGGGGGCGCUGACUCAGCCUAACUUUGAGUCGACCUAACGACAGGCUGAGAGCUGGAGCUGAGGCGGGUUUUAAGCCUCCUGACAAACCGUUACACUGCGCCCACCUGUCAAUCAGGUCAGCUACACGCCUAACUAUGAAUAACACUGUUAGUACGUAUUUUCAUGAAUUCAUUCAUCUUGAUCAUUUUGUGGAUAUAUCUUUGAAUUGAGUAAUUCUUCUUUUAGGUUUGUGAAGCUGUAAUACAUAUGUGUAAGAGACCUCAUAGCAGCAGAGUUAUAUUUGGAUUGAAGAGUCUGUUGUGAGCUGAAAAAGGAAAUGUGACUCUGAGACUGAAGAAAUGUUUAUGUCUGAUAUUUAAGAGUCAAGGUGAUGUCUUCUUUCUAGCCUUUUAGAGAUGAAACAAAGCAGCCAGGAAUUUGUAGGCUGUACCUUCUAGUAGAAUAUAAGCAACACUGUGAAGAUGAAGACUUUGCCAAUGUUUGUCAAUGAUUGUGAGAUCUUGGUCAGCAUGGGUCAGCGAUGGUCAGCCAUGUGUUGUGUUUCUAUGUUGUCUGACCAUGGCCCGUUAAUGUAAACAUUUGUUACAUAAGCUGCUAACCUUCAUCUUUGUUCAGAGGUUGGAUAGAUUUGAUGAUUACUUUGUCACUUUCUCAUAGUUACACAGCUCCUACAUUUUUUUUAAAAUAUUUUCCAUUUUUAAAUUCUAUUUUAUAUAUUGUAAUAGCUUCUUAUACUGUAUUAUUUAAGUUGUUGCUAGUUCUGCUUUAUUUCCUUGUUAAUUGUUUAGCACCAAUACACCAAGUCAAAUUCCUUGUAUGUGUAAAUGUACUUGGCAAUAAACCCAGAUUCUGAUUCUGA